GCCCCAUGCACAGUUUGGUUCUAGAUUUGACACAACGGGCUCGUGUCGGCCACAGCACCUUGUCUCCUAGGCUAACUCUGUUUCUACGUUUUCGGUAUCACUUGCAACGGCGCUCGAGAUUACACAUAGUGGAGUUCGAGGGAGAGAAGGCGGGAUCAUGGAGUUUAUACCAUGGUGGUAUCCGUCUAUAUAACGCAGGUCCUCUCCCCAUGGGCAACCUCUCAUUCUUCCCAAUCCCCACAAACCCGUGCAACAUCUCGCUGUCCAGAUUGCCACCUUCUUCUCUUUCAUGUCAACGUCCUCCUCCUCUCUAUCUUUGGAGAAACAGCCAGCGACAAUGGGCAACAUCACCCACCAAGAACACCUCAAUGUCCCUCAGGAGCAGAGACGACGAACCUCUGUUCAAGACGUCCCUGCUUUUGCUGAGCAUGGCCCUCUUGUCGACCACAAGAUUCCUCAAGCGGAUGCGGUGCAACAAGAACCAGAUCUAGCUUGGAGUCGAAUCCGACAUUUCCUUCGAGAACCCCUGUCGGAAUUCUUUGGCGUUUUCAUCCUCAUCCUCUUCGGUGAUGGUGUCGUCGCUCAGGUAGUCCUCAGUGGAGGCACAAAGGGUGACUACCAAUCAAUUUCCUGGGGCUGGGGUCUUGGUGUCAUGCUGGGAGUUUACACCUCUGGCAUCUCAGGGGCGCAUUUAAAUCCGGCAGUAACAUUAUCGAAUUGCAUUUAUAGGAAGUUUCCCUGGAGAAAAUUUCCUAUCUACAUGCUUGCGCAGACCCUUGGCGCUAUGGUGGCGUCUGCGAUUGUCUAUGCCAACUACAAGUCCGCAAUCGAUGUUUUCGAAGGAGGUGCCGGCAUCCGUACUGUCGGUGGCGAGACCUCGACCGCGGGCAUCUUUUGCACCUAUCCGGCACCGUUCAUGACAAAGACCGGCCAGUUUUUCUCGGAAUUCAUUGCCAGCGCUAUCCUGAUGUUCUUGAUCUACGCCUUGAAGGACGACGGAAACAUCGGUGCAGGAAAUCUGACGCCUCUGGCUCUCUUCUUCGUUAUCUUUGGUAUUGGUGCUUGCUUCGGCUGGGAAACUGGCUAUGCCAUCAACCUUGCUCGAGACUUCGGUCCUCGUCUGGUCAGCUAUAUGAUCGGUUAUGGCCACGAGGUGUGGAGCGCUGGCGGCUACUACUUCUGGGUCCCAAUGGUUGCCCCUUUCUGCGGAUGCGCAUUUGGUGGCUGGCUCUAUGAUAUGUUCCUCUUUACUGGCGAGAGCCCGAUCAAUACUCCUUAUAUGGGCUUGAAACGUUUUGUGCAGCCGAAGCGAUCGGUCUGGUCGAACACCUACACUGCCAACACCGAGAGCCAGGUGUGAUUCAGCACAUGGUUGUUAUUUUGGGUGCUCCAAGAGAAAGACUCUAUACCGGGACGGCUACAUUUGUACGGGUUUGGGGAGAGCCGUAAGCGCAGGCGUUGACCAUUUCUGUACAUAUUUAUCGAGGACAAUGAUGGCAGACCAAUCAAUUAUGUUGAAGAAA
This is a messenger RNA of Cladophialophora immunda, 1523 nucleotides long. RefSeq lists its product as uncharacterized. The record is from RefSeq and is a predicted model, not a curated record. The coding region runs from base 290 to 1360 and encodes 356 amino acids. NCBI's taxonomy places the organism in Eukaryota, Fungi, Ascomycota, Eurotiomycetes, Chaetothyriales, Herpotrichiellaceae. Gene Ontology annotation, biological process: glycerol transmembrane transport; water transport. The transcript has 3 exons. Gene Ontology annotation, molecular function: water channel activity; glycerol channel activity. Gene Ontology annotation, cellular component: plasma membrane.